Messenger RNA from Vicia villosa (hairy vetch), 1829 nucleotides. Its product is annotated as SUPPRESSOR OF GAMMA RESPONSE 1-like. Gene Ontology annotation, biological process: regulation of DNA-templated transcription. Gene Ontology annotation, cellular component: nucleus. The transcript is spliced from 6 exons. Gene Ontology annotation, molecular function: DNA-binding transcription factor activity; transcription cis-regulatory region binding. Bases 1 to 1605 code for a protein of 534 amino acids. Lineage: Eukaryota; Viridiplantae; Streptophyta; Magnoliopsida; Fabales; Fabaceae. The record is from RefSeq and is a predicted model, not a curated record.
AUGAUACCAUUCGGAGCGGAGUUAAACAAGGAUGUCCUAAAAGUCUCCCGAGAAUUAGGAAAGUACCAAGAAGCCGCAAACCUUGAAUUUCAUCAUCAAAAACCAUCAUGUUCGUGGUUGGUGGACAAAAGUAGCAUUGCAGCCAAAAUAUGGCAUGCAUCUGGAGCAACCGAGAGAGUUAUAUCGGGAAGCAAUCCAACUACAGCUUGCCCAAAUUGUCAACAUGUUAUUGAUAACCGUAGAGUAACACAAGAGUGGCCUGGACUACCUAGAGGUGUUAAAUUUGAUCCAUCUGAUCAAGAAAUAAUGUUGCACUUACUUGCAAAAGUUGGCCAAGAAAACUUAAAAUCUCACCCUCUCAUCGACGAAUUUAUCCCUACUAUUGAUAUGGACGAGGGUAUCUGCUAUACUCAUCCUCGAUAUUUACCAGGUGUUGCACUAGACGGAAGUGUUUCGCACUUUUUCCAUAGAGCGGUAAAAGCUUAUAAUUCUGGCAGUCGAAAGCGUCGAAGAGUAAAUGGUCAAGAUGAUUUAAGUUAUGUCCGCUGGCACAAGACCGGAAAGACUAAGCCGAUUCUUUUGAACGGGGUUCAAAUAGGAAGUAAAAAGAUUAUGGUUCUCUAUUCGACUCAGGAUUCAUCUGGUAAAACUAAUUGGAUUAUGCAUCAGUAUCAUCUUGGGACGAAAGAGAAUGAAAAGCAUGGAGAGUACGUUGCAUCGAAAGUCUUUUACCAGCAGCCGGAGCAUGUCAAACUGCGGGCCAAAGGUGAUCAGGAUAUUCGUCACACCGCUGAAAAAGAGAGUCCUAUCACUCCCAAUUCUGUGGCUGGUGAGCCUCAUCGGUUCAUAAAGCAACGCUCGGAUAUGGACCAAGCUCAAGAAUCUCAUCAUACUCCUGAGACUCAGGUAAACCUUCCUGAGUUAGAAAGUCCGAUAUUUGGUAGUCGGGAUGACAAUGAUGAGCUUGCAAAUAUAGAUAUGUCGAUGUAUAGGUCGAUGUUAGAAACUCCGAUUAAUGAAGGGAUAGAUGACAUUGACCUGUCACAGAACCUAUUAGAUUCACAAAAAUUUGCGGAAGCAUUUCCCUCGUUUAAGGAUUUGCUUCCAGGCCAGUCUCUGAAUAGGGAUGGAGAGCAUAAUGAGCAACAUAGUCUUGCUACAUGUGCUCAUCUAGGACAAGACCAGUUGAAGAACAAUAUUGAAGAUUACCAAAAUCUUGACCUGGACACUGCAAAGAAGAACGAUAUCGAAGAUUACCAAAAUCUUAACCUUGAUAUUGCAAACAAGAACUAUAUCGAAGAUAACCAAAAUCUUGACCUUGACUUUGCAAACAUGAACGGUAUCGAAGAUUACCAAAAUCUUGACCUUGACUUUGCAAACAUGAACGGUAUCGAAGAUUACCAAAAUCUUGGCCUUGACUUUGCAAACAUGAACGGUAUCGAAGAUUACCAAAAUCUUGACCUUGACUUUGCAAACAUGAACGGUAUCGAGGACUACCUAAAUCUUGAACUUGACUCACCAACUACCGAUUUUGGAUUAAGUCAUCUGGACUUCGAUUUGCAGGAUAGCUAUCUUGCUUGGGAUGGUUACAAGAAAUUCAACUAAUACUUUCUUCACCUAAUAUAUGAAGUGAAGCUGUAAUCAAUAGUUUCUUUUAGUAUGAUGAAGUUAUAGAGUCAUAGUAUGUUUCAUCCAGGUACUAAAACAAUGGAAUGUGGAACUUGACUUGUCCACAUAUAAAGAUACAUAUUGCUUGCUCACUGUGAAAGUGACAGAUACAUUGUUGUGUGUAUUAUGUGUAUAUUACUAUCUUUGAAUGGUUUAUUGGU